Molecule: messenger RNA, 5334 nt
Organism: Melanotaenia boesemani (Boeseman's rainbowfish)
Lineage: Eukaryota; Metazoa; Chordata; Actinopteri; Atheriniformes; Melanotaeniidae
Gene: rfx1a
Product: regulatory factor X, 1a (influences HLA class II expression)
Exons: 20
Coding region: 165-3095 (976 amino acids)
Biological process (GO): regulation of transcription by RNA polymerase II
Cellular component (GO): nucleus
Molecular function (GO): DNA-binding transcription factor activity, RNA polymerase II-specific; RNA polymerase II cis-regulatory region sequence-specific DNA binding
Source: RefSeq, a predicted model, not a curated record
UUGCCCUGGUGAGGACGAAGCGCCAUAGCCACGGUAGCCCUGGCGACAAGAACCCAGCAACGAGAAUCAACAACAACAACUGAAUCCGCCAUAAAAUUAACGAAGAUAUUUUACCACUGGGAAAUACACACGUGGAAUCAGAGGGUGAUUUCCCAUUUCUUGUAAUGGCCACCUCAGGCUAUGUAGGCGAGAUCCAACCAGCAGCCCAAACCCAGGGGGCUGCUAUUACGGUCACACCAGGUCAACCUGACACCGCCUCCACCCCUUCACCUGCCUCUCAGUUUCUGGCAGAGAUUCAGACUCCUGUGGCUACUCCCACUGUUGUCACUCCAACAGGCCAGACUACCCCGACUGAACAACCUCCCUCUGUCACUACUCAGAAAUCUGCAUCUGGGAGUCAAUCACAGUCCACAGCACCUGCCCAGCCAGCUCAGCCUCAGUAUGUUACUGCAGAGAUCCAGGGCUCCCCCACUCAGCCUGGAAACACUCAAAGCACUCCUCAGUACAUUGUUGUUACAGUCACAGAGGGUUCCCUUCACUCAAGUGACAGUGUGUCAGACUCCAGUCCCCCUCCAGCUGUAGUGCAGACAGGAGUCCCCACACAAGUUGUUCAGCAGGUACAGACAGCCCAGCAGAGAUCUGUGGUGCAGGCCACCUCCCAGAUAGCCAAAACUGAGCCAGGCACGCAGCUCAGUGUUACCAGUCUACAGCCUGUUCAUAUCACCCAGGAGCUUCCCCCUUGCUACGAGUUCGUCAUGUUAGUCAGGGAUGAGAAUUUAGAAGGACUGCAGCUUCAUCAUGAUCAUCAUGAGAUACAACAGCCUGAAUGUCUGAUCUGGACAUCAGAAGACAGAAUUAAUUCCAAAUUGUUCAGGCCCCAAUCACCUAACCAAGUCCAGCAGCAGCUCACACCAGUGCCAGUGCAACAUGUGUACGCCAAUCAAGUGCAGUAUGUUGAAGGAGGAGACAGCAACUACGCCACCAGCACCAUUCGUUCCAGCACCUUCCCCUACACUGAAACAACUCUGUACACCCAGACUACGGCUGCUCAGUAUUAUGAAAGUCAGCCAACUUCAGCCACCCAGGCCUCCACCCCUGGCGCAUCUUUGACCGUCUCUGUGACUGCUGGCACCGCAGGGGGUGUGUCUAUGUUUGUGGCCCAGCCCACUAGUGCAACAGGGGGAGGGGCAACUGUAGUGACCACAGGGGGGACCACCAACGGGGCAGAGGAUGGGGCAGGCACCAAUGGUAGUGCAGCAGCCAGCUAUGUGAUCCAGGGGGGUUACAUGCUGGGCAGCAGCAGUGGAGGGACAGCCGGCAACAGCCAGAACUACUCACACACCGCCCGCGCCUCCCCAGCCACUGUGAGUAUUACAGAGGGCGAGGAGAGUAGCGUGCCGUCGGCAGACAAGAAGGUACAGUGGUUGCUGGACAACUAUGAGACAGCUGAGGGAGUAAGUCUGCCACGUUCCACCCUUUACUGCCACUACUUGUUGCACUGCCAGGAGCAGAAACUGGAGCCUGUUAAUGCUGCUUCUUUUGGGAAACUUAUAAGAUCCGUGUUUAUGGGGCUACGUACACGACGACUGGGCACCCGGGGAAAUUCUAAAUACCACUAUUAUGGGCUGAGAAUCAAGGCAGGCUCUUCUCUUCUCCGUCUCAUGGAAGACCAACAACAUCUGGCCAUGAGGCAGCAGCCGUUCUCACAGAAACAGAGGCUGAAGCCUGUUCAUAAAGUUGAAGGAAUGACCAAUGGCACAGCAGCAGGAGCAGGCCAGCAGCAGCAACAGCAGCAGGGUUCAGGGCAUGUGGAUAUCAGCACCCAGGUUCAACAGUACCAACAGUUCUUAGAUGCAUCCAGAGCACUCCCAGAGUUCCCUGACAUCGACCUCCAGGGGAAAUCCCUGCCAGAGGGCAUUGAACUUGAGCAUAUAAAGAGCUUUCAGCUGCUGUACAGAGAACACUGUGAGGCCAUACUGGAUGUGAUGGUCAACCUGCAGUUUACGCUGGUGGAGACUCUCUGGAAAACCUUCUGGAGGUUCAGCCAGAGUCAGGCUGGAGAUGCUGCAUUGGCGGUUCAUGAUGAGUCAGAGAAGCGUCUCCCAAAGUCCUGUCUAGUAUUGCUGUGCAAGUAUGAGCCAGUGCUGCGCUGGAGCCGCGACUGUGACAACAGCUUGUACCAGAGCCUGGUGGAGAUCCUCAUCCCUGAUGUCCUCAGACCCAUCCCCAGUGCCUUAACUCAAGCCAUCCGUAACUUUGCCAAGAGCCUGGAAAGCUGGCUGACUAAUGCCAUGAUGAACAUCCCCGAGGAAAUGGUCCGCAUCAAGGUAACGUCAGCUAAUGCAUUUGCCCAGACACUGCGUCGUUACACUAGUCUCAACCACCUCGCCCAGGCAGCCCGCGCUGUCCUCCAGAACACGGCUCAGAUCAACCAGAUGCUGUCUGACCUUAACCGCGUCGACUUUGCUAACGUCCAGGAGCAGGCUUCAUGGGUUUGCCGUUGUGAAGACCGCGUUGUCCAACGACUGGAGCAGGACUUCAAGUUGACCCUGCAGCAGCAGAACUCCUUGGAGCAAUGGGCCGUGUGGCUUGAUGGUGUGGUCUCCCAGGUCCUAAAGCCUUACCAGCACAGCCCCGCUUUUCCAAAGGCUGCCAAGCUCUUCCUACUCAAGUGGUCCUUUUACAGUUCCAUGGUAAUCAGAGACCUGACCCUGAGGAGUGCAGCCAGUUUUGGGUCCUUUCACUUGAUCCGUCUGCUGUACGAUGAGUACAUGUACUACCUUAUAGAGCACAGAGUGGCCCAGGCUAAAGGAGAGACCCCCAUCGCUGUUAUGGGAGAGUUUGCCAGUUUAGGCCGGGGGCUGAACCAGCUGGACCCUGAUAAAGAAGAGGAAGAGGAAGAAGAGGAGGAAAGCGAUGAAGAAAGCCAGGAGCUGUCUCUACCUUCUGAUGCAGCCGUGAUAGGAGAAGAGUCUCUGGAGCCGCCCGCCAAGCUAGCCAGAACUGAUCAGCGAGUCCUCUUCACCAGUGGGCAUACAAAAUUUAAACAACACUCGGUCAUUUGCUGCUGCCUGGAUGGCAUGCCCACCUGUUGACACCACUGAUGAAUUCCAGUCACUGGAGUUGCAGUAGGAUGUGGCUUCAGAAACCAGUCACUUACUGCAAAGAAAAACAGCAUUUUAACCCUCAGUUGUAUGAAUCUGUAAAAAUGAACUAAAGCCAGGCAUGUUUUCUUUGUCAUUGCAUCGCAACCUACAGCCUCGCUGAGAAAACCCUCCUGAAGUCGUCACUGCCGUAUCAAAGUGGUCUUUAAAAUACUGUGAUGUGUGUGUGUGAAGGUAACUUGUGUAAGAGAAGGGUGCAAAGUGGACCUUAAACAGUGGUUGUUCAGACUAGUUGUUACUACUCUAUCAAGCGCUACAUGAAACUGUCAUCCAGAAGGGGAGAGAGGUUUGUAAGACAGCAGAUGGUUGGGGAUUUUUUGGGGGUGGGUUUGUCUAGUGUGUGAGUGUUUGUGUGUUUUCUGUCUGCUUGUAUGAGCACUGUGGUCACACCGCUAUGCUGUUAUUUCUGGAAGUUGACUAAACAUGCUUUUCCAUGGUUGUGUGCAUUUGUUAAUGGGAUUGUGAGUCAUGCAAAGUGUUUCUGUAGAUAUUUUCUUAUGCAUUUAAAAUUUUUUGGGAUUUGGGAGUUGUGCUUAGAUUCCCUCUUUGAUUUUAUUAGCCUGUAAAGAAAAACUUCUUGUGUUCUUGGAGUGCCUGUCGCAGCUGCUACACACACUUGUAAAGAUAACGCUACAGCUUUGAAAUAGGGACUCCCAUUAGUUGCUGCAAAAAAAAGAUCCUCACUUAUCUUGAACAUGUGGUUUUACAAGAGAGGUACUGUAUGUGUCAUAUUUUAUGUUCAAAGUGCUUCAAUCCUGUCCUAAUAAGUUCCUCUGUGGCCUAAUUUUCCUUUGAGACAUUAUUUUCUUGCCUUAUUUCAAUAUAUUUUUCCAUGUGUGUGCCAAACCGGUUUUCUUUGAUCCUAGAUCCUGUGUUUUUAUGUUUUUUUAAUGAUCUUUCUAGGUUUUAAGGAGGAAUGUGCCUCAGCAAGAACGGUGAUAUAUUCUACUGUAUAUUUAUCCACUAUUUUGAAUUCUGUUGUCACUAAGUGAACCUCUUGUGCAGUGUAUGGUGCUGUGUUGUCACACAUUGUAAGCAACCUUUGUGUGCAUUAUUGAUUUUUAAUUAUAUGUUCUGUUAUCAAUCCUAAAUCAUAUUGGAUUACUUUUACCACAAACAGGCUUAGGCUCUGCCUCUUUGCACAUACUGACUAUUAUCUUUAAACUUCAGAGUUAUCUGAAAUGUUUCAACAUUUUCUUUGAAGUCUAAGGCGUCUUUUCAGUGGUGAGAUGGAGGUUUCAGAUUGCAUGCAAGUAUUUCAUACCACUCAGCGCAAUGCAGAGAAAUCUGUAUGAGGUGAGAAAUGUAAUGGCUUUUUCUGAAAAAUCCUCCACCACCACUCAUCUCACUGCGUUUCCGCCUUUCCUGCCAAUGGCUUUGUUUUGCUUUAAACAUCCAUUUUCUUAAACACUGUUUGUCAAGAUUGGUUGGUGUAAUCUUUUUCUUUUUUCCACGUUUUAUCAUUCAGUGGCUGCAGUGCUUAUGUUUUCAACAAGCAUUGCCAGCUUCAAACCAGCACAUCAUCCUUUAUAUGGAGUUUAAUGCUACCAUGGCUGAGUACAUAUCACUCCAGUUUUAAAUUGAUUUACAGCAUACAGAAUGGUUUGACCAGUAAAAAAAUGUUUAGUCAUUUUUAUAGUUCAUUGUUUCUUAUGUAAAAAACAAAUUGAGAAAAAAAAAGUUGUUCAGUGGCAGUGUUUUAUGAAUUUGGUCUGCUAUAAGUAUGACUGUGCCUUUGGAGGUGGUAGAAUGCAAUUCAGAUGUUUUUAAUUUUAAAGAUAUAAAUUAAAGAAAUUUUUAAAAUUGCAUUAUUGUGUCUCAUUUAUUUUCCUGGAAGUUCAGAAAAAGUUCACUUUUUUUAAAGUACAAAUCAGUGUUUAUCAUCUUUGUGGCAAUUUCCCAAAACUGGCUGGGUUAUAAUGAACUACAGCUACAGUACAGAUUAACACAAUCAAAUAUUUAAAUUCCUAAAUCUGUGGACAACUAACUGGGUCAUAUUUAUGCUCAGCAGGGAUGUGAGUUUAAAGCUACAACUGUUAUAGUUAGUGGGAAUUGUGAAAUGGCAUACAUUUGUUUAUUUAUGCCAUUUAUUUAUUGAUUUAUAAAGAAUAAUUCAGUGCAUAGUAAAGUUACAAAAGUAAGAAAAAAGGAUCUUAUAGUUGCUACCAAU